AUGAAUAGCGCGAUAAGAGAAUGUAGCACUGGUGCAGUCAACAAGAACGCUCAACUGCUCAUUCAAGACACAUGUCUAGGAGAACACUCAGAAGCGAAAAAGGAGUUGUGGCAAGAGCUUGCAAAAGUAAUGGUAUUUCAGGACACGGAACUUCCCAGAGGGUUGCAUCCGGAAAAAGCAGGGACUAACGAAGCGGCCCACAUAUGGUGCUCUGAUACCUUGAGACUCUUUUUCCCCGAAUUCAAACACAAUCACAAAGUCAAAAGCUCCAGGCUACUCAUGCAAGCUUGCCUCGACAAAGUAGCAGAUUCUUAUGCAGAAGGGUUUGCUGCAAGUGCGGCUCGAUAUAUUUUCAGACUAGACUCGUCGGACGUUAUUAGCAAACUUCACAAAGUUUAUCGACAGGCUGCGAAUCUUUCUUACAACCUCUGGACCCGCAGAGUCCAUCUUAAAAUAACCACAUUGGAAGGUCUGGACAAGAUGUUCGACGACAAGGAUCCGAAGACGAUUCUUCAUACUACGGUAACCGAAGAUGAAGACAAGCUGACAGGCCAAGAUAUCACCAUACUUGUGCACCCCCUAGUCGAAGCAUACGGAACUGAACAAGCAGAGCAUUUCGACCGCUCGCGGAUAUGGGGGCCAGCUGAGGUAUAG
Messenger RNA from Sclerotinia sclerotiorum 1980 UF-70, 654 nucleotides. RefSeq lists its product as hypothetical. The record is from RefSeq and is a predicted model, not a curated record. NCBI's taxonomy places the organism in Eukaryota, Fungi, Ascomycota, Leotiomycetes, Helotiales, Sclerotiniaceae. The coding region runs from base 1 to 654 and encodes 217 amino acids. The transcript is spliced from 2 exons.